AUGCUGGAUCCAACAUACGGCCUCAAGAGCUUCUACGACGACUGCUUAGCAUCGUUUCCCGAGCUGCUGCUUUAUGGGGCAGACGACGGGGGCCUGGUUAGCAGUGGCCGAAGUUCCAUGGAGGAGUACCAGCGCACGAUGGGUGCACUCUUUGCGGUCUUCUGGUUCAUGCGGCGGAAGAUGGGUGGUGCCGAGUCGUUCUGCUUCGGCGUGGAUGAUGAGUGGGAGCCACUGAAUGCACGGUCCAAGCAACCUCGACGCAAGAAGGAGGAGAUCGCGAAAAGGCAGACUUUCUUCAACGAGGUUGAGUGGGAGAGGAUAGACGAGCUCUUGUGCGGAUGCAUAGUUUGA
Messenger RNA from Symbiodinium necroappetens, 351 nucleotides. NCBI's taxonomy places the organism in Eukaryota, Dinophyceae, Suessiales, Symbiodiniaceae. The record is from the annotation of a GenBank genome assembly.